UUUUUCCUUCUCUUUUUAUUGUUCAUUGUUUUAUGAUUUGAUUAGAUGUGGUUUGUUUGGUUAGUGAUUGUUGUUCAAUUUCGGAGCAAAGUGUUUUGUAAUCUGGGAUCUUGACAUAUACGUCCUCGUACUGGAAUCUAAGUGAUACGUCCUCGUACUGGAAUCUAAGUGUUAUGUUAAUAGCAUGAUGUAACUGAAUUUUGGAUUAAUUGCUUAAGAAAUUCUUAAAUGUCGGGAUGUGAAUGGUAGCUUGAAAAGUGCAAAUCCUUGGGUAUUGGUAAAAUUGAGACCAUGACUGAGAUUGAGGUGAAGCUCAAUAUUUUCCUUCUCUGCUGUCUCACUUUCUCCUUAAGUCUAGCUUAGACAGGAAUGAAGGACAUGAUUUGAAGGUUUUAUAAGCUCUGCAACCUUCUGAGGCUGGAGAUCAAUUGAGCAUAUUCCCAGUUGUAUGCAUUUAUAGCAGAGAAUGGCAGAUGGAAUAUCAAGCUUUUGGGGUCCUGUCACAUCUACUAUUGAGUGUUGUGAGAAGAAUUAUGCCUACUCCUCUUAUAUUGCAGAAUUUCACAAUACCAUGUCAAAUAUCCCGACCAUUCUUUUAGCACUCAUUGGUCUUGUAAAUGCCUUAAGACAAAGGUUUGAGAAAAGAUUCAGCAUUCUUCACGUAUCUAAUAUGAUACUUGCCAUUGGAAGCAUGCUAUACCAUGCCACCUUGCAGCGUGUGCAACAACAGAGUGAUGAAACUCCUAUGGUAUGGGAGAUGCUUCUCUAUAUUUACAUCCUGUACUCACCAGAUUGGCAUUAUCGCAGCACAAUGCCCACUUUCCUUUUUCUCUAUGGUGCUGUUUUUGCUGUUGUUCAUUCUAUGGUUCGUUUUGGCAUUGGCUUCAAGGUGCAUUAUGUGAUUCUCUGCCUUCUCUGUAUCCCUCGAAUGUAUAAGUACUACAUUCACACCCAAGAUGCCUCUGCUAAGUGGCUUGCAAAGUUUUAUGUGGCUACUCUUGCAAUAGGCAGUUUAUGCUGGUUCUGUGAUCGGGUAUUCUGCAAACAGUUAUCAAGUUGGCCAAUCAACCCUCAGGGUCAUGCCCUAUGGCAUGUGUUCAUGGGUUUCAAUUGCUACUUUGCAAACACAUUUUUAAUGUUCUGUCGUGCUCAGCAAUGCAAAUGGAACCCGAAAGUUGUCUAUUUUAUGGGUAUUCUCCCAUAUGUGAAGAUUGAGAAACCAAAAACACAAUGACAAAUUGAGGGAACUCAGAAAUAUAGUUUUCUUUUCCUGUAAUUGGAGGUAGGCAAGAGAAGUAAUGAAAAGGCUAGUCUAAAUUUUUUGUUCAUCUGGAUGGAUCAUAAGGACGAUUAAUUAUUGAAGUUGUUGGUUGGAAUCUCACUGAAGUUUACUUUGUAAAAGUGGAAGGUGUACCAUAUUUAAAUGCUUUUGUUUGAAAUGGCUUAAUAGUUAGGGUUUUUGUUUUUUUUGGGAAUGGCAAGGCUGUGAUAAAUUUGCCGCUGGACGCUAGGCAAAUUAUGAAUUUUGGUUCUGUUUAAUUCUAUUUU
Durio zibethinus is the source of this 1548-nucleotide messenger RNA. The record is from RefSeq and is a predicted model, not a curated record. Lineage: Eukaryota; Viridiplantae; Streptophyta; Magnoliopsida; Malvales; Malvaceae.